Messenger RNA from Ambispora gerdemannii, 954 nucleotides. NCBI's taxonomy places the organism in Eukaryota, Fungi, Glomeromycota, Glomeromycetes, Archaeosporales, Ambisporaceae. The record is from the annotation of a GenBank genome assembly.
AUGCAUCCACUCUUAAGAAAAUUGUUGAACUUUGAAUUACCUAUACCUGCAUUUGUCGUAGGUUGCUUUCCAGCUAUAUUUACAAUAGGGGCAUCACCUAAGGGAAAGUUACCACAAAAGCUAAUGAGGACAUUACGAUGUCUUGCUUGUCCCUUUUUGGGAUUGUUUUACACCUGCAACAUAAAGAACGACGAAACAGCGCUAUACUGGCUCCCAAAAAGUUGUUUUAUUGGAGUGGAUGGAAGCAAUAUCCCUUACAAACCUUUCGGACAUCACGCUAUGGAAAUGAAAUAUUCCGAUGCAAAUAGAGCUGUGCUGGAAAAAUUGGAAGAUUGCAUGACAAAUGCAUCCGUGAUGGAAAGAUUCUCUUCGUUGGCAUCAGCAUACUACAUUAUACUCGGUUUGAUUGUAGGAAUAUCAAGGGUGUUAGUGCCGAGUAUUUGUGAGGAUUGGCCAUAUAUACCAUUAGCAUUAGCCUGGACAUUGCCUGCCAUCUACAGGAGAACAGUUAAUGCAAGACUGUUGGUAGACGAUCCUAAAGUAGCGAUAGGAGACGGAAAAAUAACUAUGCAGAAAUUCGUUUACGACGAAGAUAGAGAACAUAUGCAUAGCUGCGUUGUACUUACUGUUUUAGCGUCAAUAGCAGUUCCUUGGUUAUCAGUAAUCUUGGCCUACUUCACACCCCCAAAAGGAUUUUUUUGUCGGAGUAAAUAUCUCACAGUCUUUUGUACCAUCUGGACAUUCAACUGUAUUGUUGCAUAUAUACACCACUGGGUAGGAGAAAAUAAUAAACUUGUUAAUCGUAUAAUUCGCAUUUGGUUUUCCGCUUGUGGUGUUGGGAUAGCAAUGCUCUUGAUUGUUCUAGGUUUGCUAAGCAUAGAAAGAGAAUGGUGGAUUAGACUGUUCGGAGAAACUUGUGGUAAUACAUGCCAUGAAAAAAAAUUUACAUUUUAA